Linum trigynum is the source of this 3770-nucleotide messenger RNA. The record is from the annotation of a GenBank genome assembly. NCBI's taxonomy places the organism in Eukaryota, Viridiplantae, Streptophyta, Magnoliopsida, Malpighiales, Linaceae.
UGACACCAAUUUCAUCGUAGUGUAUUGAAAGUGUGUCGAAAGUCCUAAUUAAAUUCCAAAAAAUUAUACCGAAACAUGGGUCUCUCACAAAAUAUUCGGCCGAAGGUGUGUUGCUUGACACACCUCCCUAACACAUGGGUCCGCCCUGGGAAUAACAUUCUAGUAUAGUAGUAUACAUAACAUCGAGGUUGUCAAUCCGCGGGCUGACCCGGACCCGAUCAACCUAGUGGGUCAAGGGUUAAUGAGACAUCUGUUUUAGCUAGAAAAUAUGGAAAGAGUCAUUAUACUGUAGUUAUCCUGAUAAAUUAUAUCGAAUCGCAUCUAGCAUAUGAGUUAUAACAUAUAAUAUUCCACCAAAAUAACAUGUCAUACUUAGAUCUAACAUAUAGUGAAAUUCACACACACUUAUAUGACACAAUUUGACCUCCAACCCGGUACUUUGUAGCGGUCGACCCGUCGGUUGCGUGCGGCCCAUUUUUCUCACCGGGCCCAAAUCAAAGUGAGUUGACACAUGGGGUUGACAACCUUGCAUAACAUGUAAGUAGUAAAAGGUGUGUUUCCUAGGAAUCAGUCACAAUAUGUUUGGUAAGAAUAUAAUGUAACUUGUUUCUCGAAACAACAAUGACCACAAUGGCAUUAACCCUAUUUGUUGAACUUGUCAUCCAGAAGGAAUUUGAACCAACCAACUACUCCAUGGACCAACCUUCCCUACACAAGUUUAAUGGCGACUCACGUUUUGUCAAUGAAGUUGAAACAGGCAAACAAACAAACUGCCCACUAGCCCCCAAGUUAUUGAAUCCCAUAAAUAUGGCUUCUCAAUUCUUCUUUGCUAAGCAACACAGCUAGCGAAACGUCCAUCGCUCCAUGGAAAUAGAAAAAGGAAAUGAAGGAAAAAUAAUCAUGACGGUUGGUUAGUAGGAAAUUUCAGUAGAUUUGCGGUCCCGAUAUUAUAGUCGAUUAGUCGUUCUUCCCCCUUAUCGCUUUCCAGGAAAAAUCCCGAUUUCCUGGAAAACCCACAGAAUUCUGAUUUGAUUAUUUGAAGAAUCAAAAGUUCUAGCCCUGUUCUUCCCCUGAAGGACACAAGGAGAAGGUCAGGAAAAUUGUCGAUCGACCACAACAUAAACAAUGGGGCAGAAACAGUCCAAGGAUGAAUUGGUGUACCAGCAAGUGAGUUACGGCAACGCCGAAGGCAUCAAAACCCUUUGCAGGGAAGGCGCUGGCCUCGAGUGGAUCGAUAGGGAGGGGAAAACGCCAUUGAUAUUGGCGUGCAUGAACUCUGAGCAUUACAAUGUCGCCAAAACCCUGAUCGAGCUCGGUGCUAAUAUUAAUGCCUAUCGCCCCGGUCGUGGUGGAGGAACUCCAUUGCAUCAUGCAGCUAAAAGAGGACUUGAGCAGACGGUUAAACUACUUCUUUCACAUGGAGCUAAUGCAUUGGUAAUGAAUGACGACUGCCUAACACCUCUUGAAGUUGCCAGGAUAAAAGGAUACACCAAUGUAGUUCGUGCGAUUGAGGAUCACAUAUGCUUAUUCUCUGGUUGGCUCCGUGAAUUUUUUGGCCCCGGAUUUCUGGAGGUUGUGGCUCCUCAGUUCUUGUCUAGAAAAGUAUGGGUUGUUAUUUUACCAACUGGCUCCCGCAAUGCCAGACAGCCUUUCAAGUUGGAGCUUGCCAUAUAUACUAGUUCACAGGUUGCCAAACCUCGUAUGGUGAUCUCCUUGUGGAAAGCUAAUCUUGAGGAACCAAAGUUGCACCAGGCUGAUCCUUCAGUAGCAAUUGUUGACAAUUCGAAUAUGCCAAGGGGCCGGAGGCGGAGACGAAUGAGGCAUAAGCCUCCUACAGUUAGGCAAACACGGAUCAAACUUGCUGCUGGAAAUGAAGGCGACAGGCAACAGCUGCAAUGGUUUUGUGAUGCAUGCAAAGGAAUUCCUCAGGCAACCCAUCUUCCUCAAUUUCUGCAUACUUCACAGCCUCCAGCUUCUGCACCUCCACCUCUUGAUGAUGCCGAAUUAGCAAUGGCCAUGAGUGCCUCUUUCCAGUCUUCUAUAAACGUGAGCCCAGCUGCAAUUGCCAGCAGCGAAUCAAGCGCCGCUGCCUCCAUUAGUGCAAAUAACUUUGUGAAGGGGGGCAGCAGCCAAGGUCCACCUUCUGAAGCGAGUUCCAGCAAGUGGCAGCCAGUGCAUGAAUCUGGCAGUAGCAGCAGCAAUUCCAAGCUGCAACCAGAAAUCCAUAAUAAUGCUACCAACUCCGCUGAUGUCUCAACAGCAGCACCUCAAUCAUCUAGCUUGGCCCCACCUUCAGCUCCACCGCUUGUCGAUGCAAUUGUGGAAGAAGGCCCCAUUCACUAUCCAAGAAUAGAUUUCGACGCUGUUGAUAUGUCUUCCGCAGAACCAAUUGUGGAAUCGCCAGUCAAAGCUGGCGACAAGAAGGAAGAAGGGGGAUCUUCUGUGUGUGUGAUAUGUUUGGAUGCGCCAGUUGAAGGGGCUUGCGUCCCAUGUGGCCACAUGGCUGGAUGUAUGUCUUGUUUGAAGGAGAUCCAGGCCAAGAAAUGGGGUUGUCCUGUGUGCCGUACCAAGAUUGAUCAGGUUGUGAGGCUGUAUGCUGUUUGAUCUUCUGCAUCACCUGCUUUUGAUUCGUCAUUUAAGCGGGUGGGUAUUAUUAUUUUGGUCAUUUAAGGAAAAUCCCUUUGAGGAAGCAAAUUACAGCGAGAAGCGUUGUUAAUCUUUCAACUUGUUUCCCUGUAGGUUUCCUGAGUACUAUUUAUCACUGCACUGUUGGAAAGAUUCUGAUCUGUCCAGGGAACCAUCAGCCAUAGGGCAGGUAAGUCUUGCCUUGUGAAGGAAGCUAUAUCCUAUUAUUGGCAGCCAUGUCAGCAAGAAGUUUGUAUAUAUAUCACCGAGUAUCCUCAUAGAUGAAGUUCAAAAAUAGUAUUGUAGCUUGUGAAGUGUGUCUAUGUAUACCUUUGAUCUGGUGUACAGUUGUUUCUUAAAAGUACCUCGUGAACAUCCCGCUGAUGUGUAUGAAUGAUCGAGGAUCAUUUUCAGCUUGUGCUACUUCAUCCAAAUAUUUACUCAUCCAGUUUUUGGCAUGCAAUGUUAUAUGUUGUGAUGUAUGAAAGGAGAGCCCAAAAAUUAUAUUUUGCUCUGUAGUUUCUCCUAGAAAUUUAUAUUUGUGGUUAAUGUUCAUAUAUGUUCAGAGGGUUUUCACUUUUCAGGCUAGCCUUAGUAAGGACGGAUUAUAAUGAACAUAAUAGAUUUAUACCUUGUACUAUAAAAGAGUGCUGUAAUCCAGGUUUGCCCACGGUGGUGAAGGUGAUGGAUGGACUCAUCUGAAGCAGGUUUUAAGUUAUAUACACCAUCUCACUUGCUUCCUCCUGAAUGUACCCUUUCGCCACUUCCUACAUCCGAAGAUGUCUUUGUUUGUCUGGGAUAGAGUACCUGAAGGUAGAGUAUAAGUAGAAGUGGGUGGCUUCUUAUUUAUGCAACGGUAAAACUCUAUAAAAUUACUGAACAAUGAAGUGGCAAGUAGGAAAGGGUAUUUGGCAGGUCACCAACCAAACUCAUGGCAAGUAGGAGUUUAUCCAGUGUAGUGGCUACGAAAGAUUUUCAAAGAUGAUUCGAAUUGUCCGCAUAUAGUGCCUAUUACUAUACUUUGUGAGUAUAUUGUUCCAGUGAGUCUCCUACUCUUAAAAAUGUUUUAUAGGUGUCGGAACUAUAUCUAAUUUAUACAUUCGAAAAUCCUACUUGACAAAGUGGUAUAAAAGAUACAAAUAAAG